Bactrocera neohumeralis is the source of this 9155-nucleotide messenger RNA. RefSeq lists its product as uncharacterized. The transcript is spliced from 5 exons. NCBI's taxonomy places the organism in Eukaryota, Metazoa, Arthropoda, Insecta, Diptera, Tephritidae. The record is from RefSeq and is a predicted model, not a curated record. Gene Ontology annotation, molecular function: DNA-binding transcription factor activity, RNA polymerase II-specific; RNA polymerase II cis-regulatory region sequence-specific DNA binding. The coding region runs from base 389 to 8323 and encodes 2644 amino acids.
AACGCCAAGAAUCGCGAUUUUUUGUUUGGGAAACGUGCGUCUUAAAAACACAAAUUUUGUACAUUAACAAAGCAGCAAAUAACUUUAUUUUAUAAAAAAUAUUAAAAUUUAAGAACUAGUUGAAAUUUGUGUGCAUAAUAAACGCUGUAGAAAAGUAUUAACCGAUAAUACGGAACACAAAUUUUUGCAAUUAGAAGCAAAUUUACGAAGUGAAUUUUGUUGGUUGUGUGCCUCUCAGCCACGGUUGUGGUCGUCAUUGGUUGGUCGGCUCUGCGAACGCUGGCGAGUGGCAGCAGGAUUUCACAAAGUGAGUUUUGCAUUCUGACCCAACCAUUACACAAUCCAACCAAAUUUAUUAUACUAGGAAAUGUUGAGACCAUAAAAUACAAUGGAAACCUCCAAAGACCAAGUGGCCAGUAAUCGCUCUAAAGUGAAAAAUACCAAUAUAAAUAAAGAACUAAAAACUGAAUCCCAAAUAAUUUGUUAUGAUAAUUAUGUACACAAAACACUGCAUAACAUAGGUAAUGAGUGUGAUUUAUUAGAAAAGGAGGAUGAAAACACAAUGAUAGAGGAUAAAAUAGACGUAGAUGUUACAGGUUUUGGAACUUCAACCAAUCAACCAAAGGAUUUGAAUAUUUCAGAAAACGAUGAAAAAUGUAUUGUCUCACCGCCAACAAAAUAUCAAGCGGAUUCUUUUCAUGACUCCAUAGAACGAGAGGAUUUACAAAAAAACAAUUUCGUUGAAAUUCGUAAUGAAGAAAAAAUUACUGAUGAAGAAAUCGUCCAUGAAUUACCAGCAAAGGAGGAAAAAGCGGCUGCGGCUGCUGAAAUUUCUCAACAAAAUUAUGAAAAUACACUAAGAUGCCAGAAUCAAGAUUUCAUUAGUGAGGUUAUAGAAAAAAAUACGAAUUUCCAAUAUGACGAAUCUGAAGAUAGUAUGGACAGUAAAAUUGCGGAAAACAAAGCAGAAGAGCUAGAGAAAAAAAUUAUUGCAGAAGCAGAAAAUACCAAUGUAGAUAAGAUGAAUAGCUUUGGGCUGAAGACGGAAAGUUGGGAUAAAAACCUUGUUGACCAGGAAACAAAAAAUAAUAAAUCAAACGAAGAUGAUUCCUUUCAAAGUAUUGCCACAAGUGAUAGUAAUACCAAACAGCCUUCAUCUCCAGUUAACCCAAAUGAUGAUUAUUCCAUUGAAGAACCACCAACAAAUACGAAAACUUCUGAAGACAGCGAUUUAAUUGAUAUAAAUGAGGAUGAUAGCCAAAAUGGAAAUCGCAUUGAGAUUUUAAAAAGCAACCAUAAUGAAGAAGAUGAGAAUAGAAUUGAAAUUGGUUCUGAAGGUUCUAACUUCACUGCAGAUGAUGACAGUAAUCAAGGCACUUGUAAAGAAAAUAAAGUAAUUGAAAUAGAUAAUUAUGAACGUGAACAAUCAUCUGAAAGUUCAUCUAUUCAGGAUGAUAUCAAAUUCGACGAAAUAAAUCAAGUAGCAGUGGAAAAUACUAAAAGUAAGAAAGUGAUGUUGAUAAAAGAAAAAGAAGCAUCGUUGGAUGGGAAAAGUGGUGUGCAAAACAAUAAUUUGCAAACGCCAUUGAAGUUGAAUGGUGACCAUAAAAUAACUCCUAAGCCUAAAUGGGAAUCUCAAAUUGAUAAUAGCACAGAACUGGAAACACAAUUGGAAGCAAAAAAGCCAGAAAUAAAUGACAAAGAGCAUCCAAAAGUUGCAGAAAUUGAAGAAUGCGAAAAGUUUAAAAAUGAUGCAUUAGAAAAGAAAAAGGUCGAUGAUGAGGAGUUAGAUAUUGAUAACAAACUUAACAAAACGGGAAUAUCUAAUUAUUCAAUGAGUGCAGAAAGUCAACAAAGCAAAGUUAAUUGCGACGAUGAAAAUAGUCAAUGUUCAUCUCUAGCGUCCACUGAUUCUAAUUCUACGGCUACGUCAUCCUCGCAACAACUUGUUAUCGAUCAACCCAUGGAUGAAUCGGAUGUGGGUCUAUCAGCUGCUAGUACUGCUUACGGUAAAAUAAAUUCAUUAAUACAAUCACACGACACGUUGGAAAAGGUAAAUACUUUAAAACCAUCAUUAAAGAGAAAAUUAAGCAAUUCAAAUGAAACUGGCUCCUCGCCCCUGCAUAAACAGCCCCAUAUAGACUUAGAAUUAAAUGACAACGAAAACAGUAGAAAUUCCUGUGAUAAGGAUCAGACUGAGGCAAUGCCUGAACUCAUUACAGAAGAACGAAAUUCAAUGCAGUUUUCAGACAUCACCCAUAAAGUUGAUGCUGAAUAUGCACCAUUAAAAUCAUUACUCUUACAGCAUUUACAAAAACCAUAUUCACCUCCACCAUCUACAGAAUAUUCGGCGCCACUUCCGAAUUUCACACAACAACUGGACAAAAUAUCAUUUGAUACAACUUCCCCGAAGUUUCCGGCUACUAUUUCAAGUCCCAACGGACAUAUAUCCACCCCUACUAAGUAUUUGUGCUUUAAAUGUAAAGUUGGUAAUUUUGCUUCGUUUGCGGCAUUAAACGAACACCAAAGAGAAUGCCUGGCGGAUACACGGCUGUUACCAGCAGGAUUAAAUGAAAAUGCCAGUCUAUAUCACCUAUCAUUAGCCCCGCAACUUGCCACGCCUCCAUCCUCGGCAUCUCCAGACGCUACUGUAGAUAUGGCGGCAAGGAAUGCUCUAAUACAAACACCACUUUCAUCAUUUAUACCACCUUCCGUGCCAGACGCAGCAACUCAGAAGAAGAGAUAUUACAAGUGUUCCAGUUGUAAUACAUUUCACGAAAAUUGGAAUCUGUUUUUACAUAUUCGAGACAAACAUCUGCGACAUAUGUGUCUGUACUGUAUUCGUUUCUUUCCAACAGCAGAAAAGCUUUCAGUACAUUUGGAAAUAAAACACGAUCUUGAACAAAACCAUUUUAAUUCAGAGGAGGCGCUAAGGAAAAGUGUUUCCAUGGUAGAAGGUACGCCUAGUGAGUCGCGGUUUCUAAUGUGCUGUACGUGUCAACAUUUGUUUGAAGAAAGUCAACCUUUCUCUGAUCAUAAUUGUGCAGAAUUCAUGAAACCCUGUACACUAUGUGGGCAGAAAGGUCGACACAGCAAUCAGUGUAAAGCUCAUCCGGACGCAAAACGUACUUCGAAGUCAAAGAAACGAUUAAAGAAAUCUAUUAGUGAAGCUCCGCAGUCCGAUUCUUCUAGAAAUCACAAACUAUUGCCAUCAAUACCGCCUGCUGAUAGCAAUACAAAUGCUGCUUCCUUAAACUGUGAUAACAACCAGAACAGUCAGCCCUCGAUGGAAAAAACAAGACCAGGAUCUGAUAUAUUGAUUCAUAGUGAAGAUAGCAAUAGCAGUAGCAAUAUGGUUAUUGAUGAAUCCUGCACAACAACUCACAAUUCACUUGUGAACCCUUUUAAGGAACUGGAUGAACGUUGGCAACUUGAACAGCAGGCACAAAAUAAAAACGAUUUUAAUCUAUUCUCUGGGAGAAAUGAGUCACUAGUCGAGCCGAAAUUAAUAGUGCCGAAGUUCAAAUUAAGAGUACCAAAAGAGUUUCAAAAGUCAGUUGAUGUGGCACUUAGCUCUACAGAGAGCGAGGCGGAUGAAGAGGAUGAAGAGAACGAUGGAGCCGUGAAUGCUUGUGGUGAUAAGGGACAGAGCCAAAUGAAGCACUAUAAUGUAACAGAUACUGCGACAGGUUUUUUAGAUGAAAACAGUCUACAUUUAAACGCGGAUAAACAUAGUGUUGUUGCAAUUACUGAUGGACCGGCAUCGUCACAAAAACGGAUAGAUGAGGAUAAUAGUCAGGAAAGUCGAUCAGUGGAUAAAGAAUGGAUGGACGGAACUAGCACGAACCUGGUUCGCAUACUUCAAGAAAUUGAACGUACUAAAUUAGAUAUCCAGCGCACAAAAGAAACACUGCAUCAUACACUUAAAGCGAAACAAGAUAUCUCUGACGAAGCAUUAACAACAUCAGCUCAAAACACACGUAACUGGACACCUACCCCGCCGACUUCACCAAAGCAAGCACGUUGUCCGACUCCUGGAGAAUCCGAUAAAGUCACCACUAGUCCCUUUACAGAUGCCGUUACACCACAGUUACUACCAGAAAACAGCCAAACAUCACAGAGGAGAAAUUCAGCGGGAAGUGAUGCCAUGGAUAUUGAUGAGACAAUAACGGGAUCAUUGCCACAACAACCACCAAGAGAAACCGAGGAGCAUUCACAUAAUAUUGACGCAAGCAAUACAAGCCAGGAAUUGAACACCUCAUCCGAAAGUAAUGCCAUAGUAAACAUUAUGAACACCAGCGCUGAUACAGCCCCUAGUCCUCUUCUACAAGAACAAUUAAUGGAUAUUGAUCUUUCUCCAAUAAAACAAGAGCAAGAGUUCAGUAACAAAGACAUUAGACCGGCUGCUGAAAUUCCAGAGCAAAUCGAACAUAUGCAGUCAGAGACUACCGAAAUAAAGGAAAGUGUGCUUGAGGACGGAAUUGAAGUGGCUAGCGACGAUAUUUUAGCUACCGAUUUGCAGCUCGAUCGUCCACUAGAAAAAAUAGAAAUUGUAGAAUUCAUUCGAACAUGUCUGCGAGCUGUUUAUCCCCUUUGUUUGUACUGUAAUCAUGCGCGCCGAAUUGCCGUAAAUGGUCAAAGCCUUGUACUCCAUAUGCUUGCGCAACAUCGUUUCAAUGCUACUGUAGACAGCAUCACAGCGGAGGAGUUGAAACCAGAUACAAUUUGUGCUAAAAUGAAGACUUUCCUACCAGUACUGGAAAAUGAAUUUUUUAAUUCAUCGAGCUACUGCACGAUGGGACACGGCGUUUCUUCACAUAGUUUUAAUGAAAGGAUCUUUGAAUGUUUUCAGUGUCGCUUUGUCACAUCAACCCAUAAGGAACUGUAUUUGCAUAACAGAAAAAUGCACUUAAAAACCGCUAUACUUUGUUUCAUGUGCCGGGCGAAUUUUUUCAGUUUUAGUGAGAUUUUGUGUCAUAUUUGUCCAGGUGUUCCAAAUAAAACGCCAGUUUUCGAUGUAAAGUUCCGCUGUUGUCUUUGUGAUGUCGACAACAUCCCUUCACCUUUUCGUUUGAUGGUGCAUUUGCGCAAACGUCACUUUGCUUGCGAUGUAUGCUUGGAGGACUGCCGAGAUCAAGGGCGACUUUCGUCACACGUGUGGAAACAUAAGUUGCAUCAUCUGUGUUACCGUUGUGGCAUUGCAUACCGAAACAAAAUGGAUAUUACCAAACAUCUAUUUUGGAAACACGGUACUGAGAGUAUAAUUUGCAAGAGAUGUUUACAAAAGCGCUGGCGUCAUGUAUAUCACUUCUGUGUGCCACCGAUUACAUUUAAUUGUGAUGUGUGUAAUUUGUGUUUCUCAAAGGCUAUGUAUUUAAAAGUACACAAGCGUUUGCAUAGCGGCGAUUUACGUUAUCCCUGCUCAGAGGAAAAUUGCGAUGAAAAAUUUAUUUCGCGCAAAUUGCUACUAAAGCAUACCGCAUCACAUUUGCAACAGGAAGUACAUGCAGCAGCUUUAGAACAAACCUCAAAUCACAAUGCUGUGGACACAUUUAAGGAGAAGGGAGAAUGUGAGUUCGAGGAUAGCAAUGAAAGAGGCAAUUUCGUCAUUGACCAGAAUAAUAAAUCCGAAAAUAUUGAUAUUAAAAAAGAAGUAAUUGAGUCUAACACUGAACCAAACACACCUGUUAAGGGUGAAGAAAACAAUAGCAACUAUGAAGUGGAUGGAGAAUGUAAGUCUGGCUCGACCGUUGAUGUGAAAAAUAUUGAUUUUUCGAAGGAUGAGAAAACGGCUCUUGCACAAGAUAAAAGCGAAGAGACACCUCGCAAAAAGAAAAAGAAAAAUAAGCGAUCCAAAGAAUCUCUGGAAGAUUUAAAUUUAAUUGCUCCGAACCUUUCAGAGACGGAUAGUAGUGAUGAAUCGGAAAUAGACAGCAAAUCGAAAGGUGAUGAAGACUCACUAGUUCCUAAAGUUAUGUUAUCCCCACCUUCCGAGGCUGAAAAUGACAUGGAGGAUCUCAAGACUUCUAAGGUGGAUGGGCAGCAAGGAAAGGGCGACAAACAACCCUCACUUGAGGAAGCGGAAAAUGUUGAUUCUGUUGGUACUGGUAAGGUUUUGGAAAUUUGGAAAAACUUUUUACAAGCUCAACAAGAUAGCACCAACCAGGGUAUGGACCCAGAAGCUACUCUUAAAGCCGAAGCAGAUUAUGACGAAGAUAAUUAUCCUACACCGCGUUCAUUACAUGUUGCGUACUCUGACCAUGAUUAUUGUCAGAUGUUCCGCCCGCCAUCUCCUCCACCACCUCCACCACCGAGUGCGUCAGUAAAGGCGGAGACAAAGGAGACUUUGCCUGCGUUAUCGCCAACGAAGCGCAAUAAAGUUUCGAAAUCACCACGACACCUAUCCAGUCAUCGCUCUGCAUCAAGUUCUUCCAGUUCUUCUAGUUCUAGCUCAGAUUCAAGUUGUUCCUGUGGCUCAAAUUGUUCAUGUAGUUCUAGUGGCAGUGAUAGUAGUUCGAGUAGCUCCAGUUCGGAAGACAGCGAUUCAUCGCUUGCCUCGAACGCUUCACGUAAACGACAUCAUAAAAAAUCCGAACGAGAUCGUUUAAGAAAAAAGAGCGAAAGUGUUUCACCACUUAAGAAACAUUCAAAUUCGGAGACUAUAAAUGUGGUUGACGACGAUCUAGCAAUCGAAGUAGUGGCAAAUACAAUUACCGAACGCGCACCAUCCCUGCCGAAGGAGCCGCAAAUUUAUGAAUCAGAUUUAGAGACAGCUGAAUCAGAAACGGAUGAAGAGUUUUAUGAUGAACAUCCACAAAAGUUGGCUAGUGAGUUAUUAGCACAGAAACGUGCUCAGUUGAUGGCCCAAACUCGUUUGUCACCUUCGCAUAAUUUUGAUAUUGUGGAAAACAGUAGACCGUCCACUCCGUCGUUGCCUGAAGAUGUUGUUUGUGAAACGACACGAGUCAAAUUAAAGAAGAAAAAACGUGAUCGCAAAUCGGGCAGUAAAAUAAAUUUAACUGUGAAUGCAACGUCAGCAGCCGCAAAGGCGAAGAGUGAAAAGAAUAAAACGCUUAUUGAAACUGUAACCCCAGUAUCUCUGAGUGGUAUUGAUAUUAAAUCUUCUUAUAAAGUGGCACAGUCAUCAAAAACAGUUACAGAUCCUCCAGUGGUACAGCAAAGCAAUAUAACAAUGUCAUAUGCUCCCUUAACACUGCCAGCUAUGGAACAGUUGACGCCGCGUCCGAUAGCUACUUCAUCACAUCUACCCAGCAGAAUGAGUGAAGGUAGUAGCUGUUCUGAUGCCGACGGUUCCUUAAAGCGGUCUAAGCGUGCACGCCGUCCCAAUAAAUUUUACGGCUAUACCAGUGACGAUGAGAAUAGCGGAAUUAACUUGGGACAGCCUUUGAUGAUCGGCAUGCGCGCCAUCAAACCGCAACCGCCACCACAGCUUACUUGGCGAAAAGAAGAUUUGCCGACACCUUCAAAAAGCAUCCUAAACCCAAAGAGUAAAACCGGAAGAACUCCGAAAACACCAGGAACACCAGUAAAUACUCUAAGCGGUGGAAUGCCCCACUUAUCUACUUCUACUUCUUCAAAAAAGAAACGGUCGGCAGAAAAUUCUGAAAAGUCGUCGACACGCAGACGUCCCGCGAAGAAAGCAUCUUUGUCCAAUACACUCCCGCCAAUACCCACACUUAAAAUACGACCUUCGCAACUGGGCCUAAAUAGUGAUGGUUCGGCUACUGGAACUGAACGUUUCCCCACUCCUCAAAUAUAUUCAUCGAGUAAAGAUACCGAUGACGAGGACGAUGACAACAGCAGCGAUCCCUCCUCUGACGAUGAGACUGGGGUACGCAGACAUGCUUGUUUAACGGCGUCAACAUCGAACCAAUGGAAUAAGAACUCGCAAAUAGCGACAAUAGUCCCUGCUAUACAUACACAACAACCAACGGCACCUGCGUCCCAUCCAGUCAUACAAACGCCACAAGCAACAGUGUUUAACCAUAAGAUACCACCAGCUCUGUUACCGAAUCCAAAUUUUGAAACACUACAAUAUUUCAAAGCCAACAAUAUACGUUACCCUAUACGUCCGCCAGCUGGCGCUCGACAGGCUCGUGAAGGCGAAUCAGUUUACUGCUAUUGUCGCUGCCCCUAUGACGAAGUAUCCGAAAUGAUUGCGUGUGAUGGCGAGAAUUGCCUAAUCGAGUGGUUUCACUUUGAGUGUGUGGGCAUCAUGGUGGCUCCUCAGGGCAAGUGGUUCUGCGCUGAAUGUCGUCCCAAAUACUCUGAAGAGUUAUAUCCAACUGGAGGCAAUGUAUAAAACUUUAACGGAUUUAGUUGUGGUAAGGGACCCAGAAUAAUGUGAAGUGAUAUAACAGAUAGAUUUACAUGAAGUCCUAAAUACGCUUAUUAAUUAAUAAUUUCCUCUACUCUAAAUUUAACAAUAACAUUACACAGAAAAUCCAUUAAUAUUAGUAUUGUAGACUAAAUACUAUAUACAUAUUUGGGCUGUUUAACAUUUCAGAGGUGAUGAAAACUGGAAACCACGUUUUAAUACUUCUUAGAACAUUUGAAACUUGGUGAAUAACACAAUAUCACAUAAAUAUAUGCAAUAUGUUGGUUUUAGUUUAUUAUUAGUAUGUAAAUAUGUAAUUACAGAGUCACCUACAUUUAAUUGCUCAUGAAAUUGUCACUUGUAAUUUGAGAAGUAAGAAAUAGCAACAAAAUGCUAAGGAAACAAUUCAAUUUCACAAUGUUAUACCAUAUUUUCUUUGUAUUAGAUUUAGUCGAGCUGUGAAGUGACUACAUCGGAGCAGCUCAUUUCAUUUGUGGCCAAGAAUGUUAGCUGCACAAUUUGAAUUAAGUUUGUAAAUACACUAUUCUUAUAAGUUUGUAGGUACGCUGCUGUACGGGGUAUUUUUUUUUUUAUUUUGAAAUUGGAGGUUUCGUUUUACGAUUUCCAAAGAUUUAAAAUAUUCAGAAUUUUGAGAUAGCAUAGACAUAUUCAUAUAUUGUAUAAUAGCUGAGUUUGCUAUAUUUAAUCAUUAAUUUUCGAACCAAAAUUAAUAUCGAAUUUCGCUACGUUAAUAUUGAAAUACUUUGAAAUAAAUACAUACGUAUGAUACCACCGCCUCAACCCAUAGUAAACAUGA